UUAUCUCUCUUAUAAAAGAGACCGUCUUGUUUCGUGACUUUUGUUUUCUUAGACUGCGGCAAAGAUGUUCGUUCCUAUUCUUCUCGCAUGCGUUGUGGCAGUGUUUGGGAAACCUCACCAUCACAACGCGAUAAGCCAUGGUCACUACCACCAUCAACAAUUCCACAACCACCAGCCAACCACCAAAACCGAUACAGCGAUUGCCCCUCUCAUCGUGGGUGGUUCCACCGCGGACCCAAAAGAUUGGCCUUGGCAGGCGGCGUUAUCGAUGAAUGGUUUCCUGUUCUGCGGGGGCUCUUUGAUCGGUCCAAAUGAAAUCGGCGACUACUACGUAUUGACGGCAGCGCACUGUGUCUAUGGGGAUACCGCGGGGAGUUUUAAUGUGGAUUUAGGACGACACAAAGUUAAUAAUGAUCCCAAUGUACAAAGUCGAAGUGUGGAACGUAUAGCUGUACAUGAAGAUUACAAUAGAAGAACACUUGAAAACGAUAUUGCCCUGUUGAAAUUGGGAACACAGCCUAAUAUCUCCCAGGCAAACGUUGGCCCAGUAAACCUGCCCGAAGUUGCCGAUGAACAACCUCCUGCAGGCGCCAACCUCUGGGUAACGGGCUUCGGCACCACUUCAAGCGGUGGAACAUCACCUGAGUUUCUACAAGCUGUGGAGAAGCCUUAUGUACUUGACUCCGUUUGUGCAAGAAAUAGCGUAUACGGGAACGACUAUUACCCGGAUACAAUGUUGUGUGCGGGGUCAACAGGAUUGGAUGCAUGCCAGGGUGAUUCCGGUGGCCCUCUCGUCCUUCUAAAAUCAGAUGGCUCAUACACACAGUACGGUGUUGUCAGCUGGGGGAUCGGUUGUGGAUCACCUGGUUACCCUGGUGUGUAUGCUGAAGUGUCACAUUACCUUGACUGGAUUAAAAAAAACAUGUAUUGAUCUAAGAUGGAAACUCGCUUCCAGAUUUUUUCUAAUUGUCAGUAAACCUGUGUAUGGGGAAACCCCGAAUGAAAUAAAGUUUAUGAAGAAA
Molecule: messenger RNA, 1022 nt
Organism: Mizuhopecten yessoensis (Yesso scallop)
Lineage: Eukaryota; Metazoa; Mollusca; Bivalvia; Pectinida; Pectinidae
Product: trypsin-1-like
Exons: 7
Coding region: 65-931 (288 amino acids)
Biological process (GO): proteolysis
Molecular function (GO): serine-type endopeptidase activity
Source: RefSeq, a predicted model, not a curated record